CGCACUCGCACUCGCACUCGCAUUCAUCGCGGCCGCAAUAAAAAAUACCUUUAACUACCUGCCCAAACACUGAAACAACAACAACAACAACAACAGCAACAACAUUAACCAACAACAACACUCGAGACUGGGCCACAUUUGUUGUUGCCGCUAUUGCGGCUUCGGAGCGAUAUGCGGUUAUUCAUGGUAAUUGCAAUUUUAAUAUUUGCAAUGCCAAUGACGGGAUUCGGCUGGGCCGAGGGCACCAACAUUUUACUCGAUCCAAAUCUAAUGUGCAAAAAGUCUCGACGUCUGCGCGGCAAGCUGGCUGACAUCUGCCGGCACGACUCGGCGCUGCUCAAGGAGAUCAUCAAUGGGAUCAACCUGGGCUUCCGCGAAUGCGAGUUUCAGUUUCGCAAUCGUCGCUGGAACUGCACGGUGCUGCGCAAGAGCAUGAGGAAGAUCUUGAUGCGCGAUUCCCGGGAGACGGGCUUUGUGAAUGCCAUAACAGCGGCAGGCGUUACCUAUGCAGUGACCAAGGCCUGCACCAUGGGCCAGCUGGUGGAGUGCUCCUGCGACAAGUCGCACAUGCGCCGCAAUGGCGGCCAGCCCCAAAUGGUGAACGCAGCAACGGCGGAGGCAGCGCUCGAGCGGCAGCAGCAGGCGGCAAUGCUGCGCCAACAGCAGCUUCAGCUGCCACAGCGCAGCCACAGAAACAGCAGCAGCAGCAGCAUAACGGAUUAUUCGCUGGACAGACAACGCAACGGGCAUCGGCCGGGCGGCAGGCGGGGGCGCCGCAAGUUCUGGGACAACAUCAAGUUCCCGCAGGGCGAGUGGGAGUGGGGCGGCUGCAGCGACAAUGUGAACUUCGGGCUGCGGCACUCGCGCGCCUUCCUCGACGCCAAGCAGCGGCAGCGACGCAGCGAUCUGGGCACACUGGUCAAGCUGCACAACAACAAUGCGGGCAGACUGGCGAUACGCGAUGCGAUGCGCUUGGAGUGCAAAUGCCAUGGACUGUCCGGGUCGUGCACGGUGAAAACCUGUUGGCUGAAGAUGCCGCCGUUUCGUGAGAUAUCGGCACGACUGCGCGAUAGGUACGAUGGGGCGCGCAAGGUGGCGCUACGGAACGAUGGCAACAGCUUUAUGCCCGAGACGCCGCACACGAAGCCGGCGAACAAAUACCAGCUGGUCUAUGCCGACGACUCGCCCGACUUUUGCACAGCGAACCCGAAGACCGGAGCGCUGGGCACCCAGGACAGGGAGUGCAAUGCCACCUCGACGGGCCCCGACAGCUGCGAUCAGCUCUGCUGCAGUCGGGGCCACAAGCAUCGCGUCGUUACCGAGUGGACCAACUGCAACUGCGUCUUCAAAUGGUGCUGCGAGGUGACGUGCGAGAAGUGCCUGGAGCACCGUGAGGUUAACACCUGUCUCUAGAUGCGGCCGUGGCUGGGGGGGGGUACGGGUAUUUGAUUUUUGGGGUUUCAGUUUCGGCAUAGUCAUGAACACAUUUGAAAGCUUUCCAUUUCGCGUGAUAAACAACAGUUUGAAACACACCAUGUUUUGCUGCAGUCCACAUUUAAGUAUUAACUAACACUAGAGAGUAGGUGAAACAAAGAAAAACACACAAUUUUAUUUUAGCCAGGCUCUAGGCCAAACUAGCUGUAAAUACUACUUAUAUAUAUCCUCAAUAGUAUGAACCAUGUAAGCCUGUAAAUAGUCGUAAUAAAGAACAUGCAAGAAAAACAAA
This is a messenger RNA of Drosophila navojoa, 1726 nucleotides long. RefSeq names its product Wnt oncogene analog 6 (gene Wnt6). Gene Ontology annotation, biological process: cell fate commitment; canonical Wnt signaling pathway; neuron differentiation. Gene Ontology annotation, molecular function: frizzled binding; cytokine activity. The record is from RefSeq and is a predicted model, not a curated record. Lineage: Eukaryota; Metazoa; Arthropoda; Insecta; Diptera; Drosophilidae. Gene Ontology annotation, cellular component: extracellular region.